UGGGUGUCCUGUGUGCUUUAGUUGAUCAGUGUUACAGUCUUCAUUAAAAGUGUAAAUUGGAAAAUGCCAUUGUGUAGGAGGGUUCUUCAACUUUUCAAGACACUGCAUAGAACUAGACAGGAAGUUUUUAGAGAUGAUGGUGAAGCUCUAGAAGCUGCAAGACAGAAGAUAAAUGAAGAGUUCAAGAAACACAGAGCAGAAAUCUCUUCAGAGAGAGUACAUGAGCUGAUGAAACAUGGAGCCGAUGUGGAAGUUUUUCUCAGGACAUCAGUUGUACAGGCAGCGCACACUGACAACAACAGACUCUUGCUUCGACCCAGGCCUUCUGUUUUUCAAGAAAAUGUUCCAUACUGUGAUACUCCACCACAAAAGACAUAAUCAUAGACUGUGUGCUGGAUGACAGAAUAAUAAUGCAAUACAGGACGGAAUAAAGAAUCUGGGGACAAAAUGCAGCAUUGAAGAAUAAUUUUUCAAAAACUUUUAAAGCAUACCUCUUAGCAUCUAAGCACAACAAUUCUGG
Molecule: messenger RNA, 520 nt
Organism: Protopterus annectens (West African lungfish)
Lineage: Eukaryota; Metazoa; Chordata; Ceratodontiformes; Protopteridae
Product: complex III assembly factor LYRM7-like
Exons: 1
Coding region: 64-378 (104 amino acids)
Biological process (GO): mitochondrial respiratory chain complex III assembly
Source: RefSeq, a predicted model, not a curated record